This is a messenger RNA of Cyclocybe aegerita, 903 nucleotides long. The record is from the annotation of a GenBank genome assembly. Lineage: Eukaryota; Fungi; Basidiomycota; Agaricomycetes; Agaricales; Hemipholiotaceae.
AUGAAGCUCACAGGCUAUGAUGCGGACGAGGGGCGACGAUACUAUGUCGACACCAAGGACGGCUCGACUUGGGUGGGCGCUCCAUACGUUGAAUAUGGGAUCUUGAAACCUCUGAGAAGCAGAACGACAGCUCGACAGAAUGACGCGAAAUAUGGGAGAAAGGUGCACAGCUCCACCUCCGAGUCGAGUGUCUCGGGACGGCCUGUUCGUCGUCGCUCCACACGAGACACACGGGUACUUGAUAGGUUGGACAAAGCGCUGCCCUCUACUCGCUCGUCCCCACCUGCACCAGACGAUCGUGAUCCCGAGAAAGCCGCAGUCGAAGAUGGCAAGGAUGUAUGGUCGACUCGUGCCACGAGCACCGCACCGAUUGUUCCCUCAGAAAGCUCCGGCUCGGUGUACAGCCAAUCCAGCUAUCCGCACGACGGUCAGACAACACCCACUGCAACGAUGAGGCAAAGAGCAAGCGCACCUCGCACCACUAGCCCCGCACCAAUCACACCAACGACAAGCUCCGCGUCGAUGUACAGCCAGUCCAGCUACCCGCGCGAUGGUAAUGCCACACCUACGGCCACCGAAAAGCCAGGGGCAGGCGUCGGUCGAUCGCAGACCUUUGAGUUGUGGAAAGCAUGGGACACGCAUGCUGGUGCCAGCGGUGGCUCUAGUGAUCAGGAAGGGAAGGACGGCACAAGGACCGAAAGUGCCCCAAAUCUGGCAAAUCCUAUUCAAGAUGGAAACGAUCUCGCGAGCUCUAGCAAGUAUUCGAAGCAAGAUCUGCCCGACAGUGCAUCAUCCACGGCCGUCAAGCCACUGUUAUCGCAGAACGAGUCAGCAGAUACCAACAGAAAGCGAAAACAUCCAGCUUUUCGCCAAAUUUCUCGACUCAUUGCCCGUGUUCUUUAG